Panicum virgatum (switchgrass) is the source of this 2235-nucleotide messenger RNA. RefSeq names its product putative receptor-like protein kinase At3g47110. The coding region runs from base 1 to 2235 and encodes 744 amino acids. The record is from RefSeq and is a predicted model, not a curated record. Gene Ontology annotation, biological process: protein phosphorylation. Gene Ontology annotation, molecular function: ATP binding; protein binding; protein kinase activity. NCBI's taxonomy places the organism in Eukaryota, Viridiplantae, Streptophyta, Magnoliopsida, Poales, Poaceae. The transcript has 4 exons.
AUGCUCUUCUCCGUGUUGAUGAGGAAGUACUCGUCAAAGUUUCAGCUUGGACUGUACUGUAGUAGACUACUAGCUUCAUUAUCCAAGGCAAAAGAACUAGGCCUGAUGCGAGAACUCUCAUAUUUGCAUCUCGGAGACAAUUUGCUAACAGGUCCAAUUCCACCUUCUCUCGGAAAUUUAUCAAAACUGUCUUUCCUAGAAUUGACUAAUAAUUCAUUGUCUGGCUCAGUACCAGGAACACUUGGGAACAACGCAGCCCUGAACUCGCUUAGACUGACAUUUAAUAAUUUGAAUGGGAAUCUUGAAUUCUUGACUCCCCUUUCCAACUGUGUGCAACUCCAGGUCCUUCACCUAGAUUCUAACUCUUUCACCGGACGACUCCCUGACCAUGUGGGGAAUCUGUCUGCACAAUUACUUCAGUUUACCGUAAGUUACAACAAGCUAACUGGUGGGCUUCCAUCAUCAUUGUUUAACUUAAGCAGUCUAGACAUGAUAUAUCUUUCAAACUACAAACUCACAGGAGCAAUCCCAGAAUCUAUAACAGGGUUGCAAAAUCUUGCUCAGCUUCAUGUCUCUUACAAUGACAUAUCAGGCCCUAUCCCAACACAAAUUGGUAAGCUUAGGAACUUACCGAUGCUUUAUCUCGAUGGUAACAAAUUAGCUGGCUCCAUACCUGAUAGCAUUGGCAAUCUUAGCAUGCUAGAAUAUGUCUUCUUGCCCAUGAAUCAAUUCAUCAACAUUCCUCAUAUACCGGCAAGUUUGUUCCAGCUUGAUAAAGUUAUAUAUGUAGACCUUUCUAAUAAUUUCUUUUCCGGUCCACUAUCGAGUGAUGUUAGUGCGUUAAAACAAGUUUAUAUAUUUGACCUCUCUUUUAACUUUUUGUUUGGAAGCAUCCCGGAAUCAUUUGGGAAACUAAGCAUGCUCACUUCCCUAAAUCUAUCACACAACUCAUUUGAGGACUCUAUCCCAGUGUCGUUUAGUGAGCUGAGUAGCCUCCAGUGGUUGGACCUCUCCUCCAAUAAUCUCUCCGGUACCAUUCCCAUGUUCCUUGCAAAUUUCACCCCUUUGAAAACUUUGAAUCUCUCCUUCAAUAAUCUAGAAGGAAAGAUACCAGAGGGUGGUGUUUUCUCAAACAUCUCAUUGCAAUCUUUGAUUGGGAAUGUUGGGCUAUGCAGUUUACCCCGUCUGGGAUUUUUUCCUUGUCAUGAGAAACGACCUCACUCAAAUACUACACACUUCCUAAGGUUUAUGCUACCUGCUGUCACCAUAGCAUUUGGUUGUGUUAUUCUAUUCAUUUUCCAAAGCAUUAGAAAGAAACUUAAGAGCAAGAGAAAAGUUGAAGAUAAUGUCAUUGAUCCUGGCAAUGUUAUGUGGAAUGGGCCCCUGUCGUACCAUGAGCUCGUCCUUGCUACUGAUAAUUUUAGCAACAACAAUCUGUUGGGAACUGGGAGCUUUGGAAAGGUCUAUAAGGGUCAACUUAGCACCGGUUUGGUGGUGGCAAUAAAAGUUCUAGACGUGCAGCAGGAACUGGCCACUAGAACCUUUGAUGCUGAGUGCUGCACACUUCGCAUGGCUCGGCAUAGGAACUUGAUAAAGAUACUGAACGUCUGCUCCAACCUGGAGUUCAGAGCACUGGUGUUUCCGUACAUGCCCAAUGGAAGCUUAGAGAUGCUCAUACACUCUGAAGGAAGAGAGCACUUGGUAUUCCUCAAGCGGCUGGACAUCUUGCUAGAUGUGUCGAUGGCAAUGGGGUAUCUGCACCAUGAGCAUCAUGAGGUGGUGCUGCAUCGUGACUUGAAGCCUAGCAACGUGCUAUUUGAUGCCGACAUGGUGGCGCACUGCAAGCAUGCCUGGAACACUUGGUAUGGAACUUAUGGAAAGGCAUCACGCAAGAGCGAUGUUUUCAGCUACGGAAUCAUGCUCCUUGAAGUGUUAACUGGGAAAAGACCCACGGAUCCUAUGUUCGUUGGAGAUUUAAGCAUUAGGAAGUGGGUUCGUCAGGCAUUUCCAACUGAGCUCGACUCUGUCGUGGACGAUCAGCUACUACUAGGUGCCUCUUCCUCUGCCUGCCACGUCAACAACUUUCUUUCACCAAUAUUUGAGGUCGGCUUGCUCUGCUCAAGUGACUCACCUGACCGAAGGAUGUUAAUGAAAGAUGUCACGGUGGCACUCAAGAAGGUCAGAAAGGACUGUACCGAAUCAACAUCAGCAACCGCGCAGAGUGCCGUCCUGUGA